AUGACACCUCCGGAGUCUUUCACGGUAGCCCCUAGCGCCAUGGUAGUGGGCAUCCUCACGACAAGAUGGGGCCAUUACAGGUGGGCUAUGUGGCUCGGAUGGCUCCUCUCAAUGCUCAGUGUCGGCCUCAUCUCCUACAUCAAAGUCGAUACGAGCAUUCCUGCCUGUAUAUUCUUAAAUAUUGUUCCUGGGAUCGGCCUGGGUCUGCUUUCCCCCUUGUUAGGAUUCGCAAUCCAAGCCUCAGCCACGAGCAACACUCUCCCCAUCGCCGCGGGAAUGUUCAGUUUUCUCCGAGCCAUGGGACAAGCUAUUGGUGUAGCUAUCGGUGGCGUCGUGUUCCAGGACCGCAUGUAUCACAAUCUGCUAAAGUACCCCUCUCUCACGCCCAUAGCUAGUGAAUACAGUCAGGAUGCGGCGGGCUUGGUCCAGGCGAUCAAAUAG
Molecule: messenger RNA, 441 nt
Organism: Aspergillus thermomutatus
Lineage: Eukaryota; Fungi; Ascomycota; Eurotiomycetes; Eurotiales; Aspergillaceae
Exons: 1
Coding region: 1-441 (146 amino acids)
Biological process (GO): transmembrane transport
Molecular function (GO): transmembrane transporter activity
Source: RefSeq, a predicted model, not a curated record